ACCAAGCGCGGUAUCGACUAAACCAGUUUGCAGAUUUAAAAAAGACACUUUCAGAUACUGCAACCAAGACGAUAGACCGUCUUGGAUUUGGUUCAUUUCUUGGCAUCAAUAUGGAAAUGCUUCCUGAUAAACAGUUUGCCAUAUGGACGGCUUCUUUGUGCAAGCCCGCAAAGGUCCAGAAUAAAGAUGUUGUUGUGCUUGAUCUUGACCCCAAGCAUCCUCUGGUGAUAUCACAAGAAGCUUUGCAUAUUUUAACUGGCCUUCCAAUGGGUCAGGAAGAUGUACCUGAGAAUCUUCCUGCAUCAACUACUACAGUGAAGGAGGCUCUUUCUGCUGCUUCUGGGAAGAGCAAUAAUUUUGUUUUAGCUGAUGCUAUAAAAGCAUCUGAAAAUGCUAGGGACAAUAAUGACCACAUGCUGCAAGUGAAGCUUUUCAUAGGGGUUGUAUUCAACUUUGCCAUCUUUACAACCACUUCAUUAUAUUUUACAGCCGAAAGCAUGACAGCUGUCUCUGAGAUAAAUAAGCUAGUGAAGACUAAUUGGUGUGAAAAGUUAAUUGCUCAUAUGAACAAAUGUUUGAAAACCUUCCAUUCAGGUCAGAAGGUUUCCAGCCCGGUGUCCUUUGUUCUUUUUUUCUUAGAAAACAUAAACUUUACUGCAACAACUGAAGAAAAUGACAUAGAGACCCCGCGGUUGAAUCACUAUACGGAGGAAAAGGUGAUUAGUAUGAUUGAUGCAAUUAAGAAAGGUGUCAAGCUUAAAGAUUGGAAAGACACGGUGUUUGGCCAGCAGGAAAUUCUAGAAGUUCAAGCUAACGACAUUGAAUAUAUUGAAAAUUACAAGCAAUCUGUAAAGAAGAGGAGAGGGAAUGAGGAUCAGGAUCAGGGUCCUUGGAAGAAGAUCUCUAAGGGUCAUUUGAAGAAGACGACCUCUAAGGAUCAGGGUCUUUUGAAGAAGGGGAUCGCUACUAAGAAGAGGAAAGUGGAGGAUCAGGGUCCUUUGAAGAAGACGAUCAGAUCGAAUAAGGAGUCCAAUGAUGAGAUAAACAUUCGUGCUGAUGUAGGCAGGGAUGUUCUUCGUCAAUACAAGGAGCAUGUUCUCGACAGAACUCAAGACAAAAUAAAAAUUAAUAUAUUGGACCAUGAAGUUUCAGAACGUAAUUAUGUAGAAUGUUUCAAGCAGCAAGGAUACAUGAACACUUCCAUAAUGUUCAUACAAUGUGCAUUAUGGAAUCAAGAGUGGAAGGGUCAAGCCAUGGACAAAGUUAUAUUGUCUCAAAAGGCAAUGUAUGAAUUGUUAGACCCAGAGCAUGGAACAAGUACAUUAGCUGAUGAGCUUGGACAGCAAGCUAAUUUGAUAUUUAUACCUGUUCUUCAUGAGGAACACUGGUUCUUGAUCGUGAUCUCACGCAAGAAGGACACCAUUUAUAUCCUCGAUUCAUUGCCUUGCAAGUCCAGAGAGGCAGUGAUUUGUGGUAUUCUAGAGACACUGCAGAAGUUGGGAAAAGAAUCAAUUGCUGGAUCUCAAUACAUCUGUGAAGUACUAGACGUGCAGCGUCAAGGAAACAACUAUGAUUGCGGUUUUCAUGUUCUACUGUAUAUCAAAGAAUUCGAUGAUACACAGGCAGUGCAGAUAUGUGAAAUUAACAAGGAUAUGGUGGAAAAAAUCCGCAUUGAAACUGCCGUAGACCUUGUCAACCACAAGCUUAACAAAAGAGAUGAGGAAGAAAAAAUCUCAUAUGAUGAUGAUGAUGAUGUUGAGCUCGUGGAUGAAAAAUUCUCAUAUAGCAAUUUUGUUCUCAGUAGUUUUCUUCACAGGGAUCGGGAUGAUGCGGGUUUGGAUGAUGCGGGUUUCGAUGGUGGAGAAAUUUUUGGUGGAUCCUCGAGUCCGGUUGUUGAUCCCAGUGAAAAUCAACAAGAGAGGGCUGCCUCUAGAGAAGAUUCCAAGGCUGACAUGAAUGAAAAUCAACAAGAGAGGGCUGCCUCGAGUCCGGGGGCUGCCUCUAGAGAAAAUUCCCAGGCUGGGGCUUCGGCUGUUUAUUCCACACCCAAACUGGAUGGCUCUGGGAAUUCGGGUGUUGAUCCCCUGCAGAAAAACACUGAUAAUCAAAACAAGAGGCCUGCCUCUGGAGAAGCUCCCAAGGCUGACAUGAAGAGGACUGCCAAGCCUGAUAAACUUUAUUGUAGGAGGCAACCAAAGGAGAAAGCGGAGGAGGAGCCAGUUUCCUCAGCAGUGCAGGAGGAACCAAAGGAGAAACCGGAGGAGUUAGUUUCCUCAGCAGUGCAACCAUCUUCUACCCAGAGGCCACGGAGAACUGCUGACCCUUUUGGCCAUUAUAAACCAACCCGCCAGUUGCUUAAGGGCGAAAUACUUGAACUGGUUCAUCAGCUGGCCAUUGGUUGUAAGGAGCAGGUUAUAUUGGAGUUUGAAGAGAUCUCGAUGACUGGUUCUCGAUUAGAACAGUCCCUCCAAGGAGGUGCGGAUGCCAGGGAUCUUAUUAUAUUAUUAAUGAAAGUCCUGGAUAAAUAUCCGUACAACCAACGUAAAAGAAUCUUUCUCUCACCAGUAGAGAAGGAUGGCCAAGAUUUGGAGAAAAUGAUUGUGGAUGCACUCCCGGUUCUGAGAUCAGGUAGCAGGACCACCACGUUAAAGGAAACAACUAUUUACUGCCCUGUUCUCUUCCAAGGAGAAUGGAUUGUUGCAUGUUGUGUGUUUUCAAGCUCAAACCAGGUCCAUGUUUUUUGCCACAAAGAUACCUUGGCCAGCGUGAAACCAUUUUGUAUUGAUCUGGGAGCCAAAGCAAACUCAGCUUUAAAAAGAUGCGGAUACAACCAAGUAAAAUUUCCUGACCGCAAAGUGGCAUAUACUGGUACCAACAUAAAGGUCAAUGAUAGUGCGUUUGCAUCAAUGUAUUUCAUCGAGAAUUUCGGGACUUCUGGAGAAAUACAUUUCAACCGGUUUUUAGAGAAGAAUGAUGAGGUGAAGGAUGAAUUCAUUAAAGAUGUGAAGUUAGGGCUUUUGCCGUACUUAUUGAACCACAAGAAUAAUACUGGAACUGUCCCUAAUGAAAUUUCUGAAUUGAUCAAGAAAAACAAAAGGACCUAAAAAAAGGUGAUGAGGCAGCCUGAAGAAGAAGGAUUGCUUGGCUGGCUGCUGGGUUGUUUGUGAACUGCUAUGUCGGUUUGGAAAACUGAUUGUUUGGCUAGCAUGUUGCUGUGGUGAACCUGUUUGUGACCUUUUUUUUUAAUGGUUUCCUGCUCUCUCUCUCUCUCUCUCA
Oryza sativa Japonica Group (Japanese rice) is the source of this 3276-nucleotide messenger RNA. The record is from RefSeq and is a predicted model, not a curated record. NCBI's taxonomy places the organism in Eukaryota, Viridiplantae, Streptophyta, Magnoliopsida, Poales, Poaceae.